Molecule: messenger RNA, 11706 nt
Organism: Giardia duodenalis
Lineage: Eukaryota; Fornicata; Diplomonadida; Hexamitidae
Exons: 1
Coding region: 1-11706 (3901 amino acids)
Source: RefSeq, a predicted model, not a curated record
AUGCUGGAGGUCUUCAUCUCCGUUUUUGUUUUUCUUCGACAUCACUCCUUUGAUGCUAGCCCUGCUGUUUUACUAAUGUCCAUCUUUUGGGUUAUUGCCGGUACCACACUACUGCUGAGCCCCCAGCUGGGUUCGCCUUAUCUUCUAAGCCAUUACAUAUAUAACGUCAUAAUGUCUAUGCUUUUGAUAAAAGAUGUUUACUUUUUUCCCAGCAAGGCGAGUGUACUGCUCCUUCUAAUUCCUCUUUUAAAUUUACUUCCAUUAUUUAUGAUAAUCUUGAUAAGAUUUUUUACUCCACGUCCUCCUAACACCUUCAUUUACAUAUUAUGUUAUUUAACGCAAAUUUUUAUGUUUCUGUGGCUAGAAGGCUGUGGGCCGUAUGCGUUUUACAAGUUGUCCGGGUCGCUGGCCCUUUUGCUCAAGCGCAUUGCGGAAGGUAUCGCCACCAGGGGGUUUUUUCCUGCCAUCUUUAGCACCGAUUCUCUUGUACUAAUCUACUAUAGCGUGCUUACCGUGUUCCACUACCAAAUCAAUCUAUCCUUUAUGCAUGCCCAGAACACUGCAGCCAUAAGGGAAACAAAGCUGUUCUUUGCGCCCUCGUUCAUUCCUCUGCAGCGGUUUCGUCUACUUUAUCUCAUUUCCUUGAUCGUCCAGCAGUUCUUUGAAAACAUAGUCUUUUCCAUCUACUUUGUCUAUUGCGCUCUGGUCUUUGUUAACGCUUAUCUCAUUGCUUCGCGCGGUUCGCUCUCCCAUGUUCACAACGGUCCCUGGAUAACCCUAUCCCUUUCAACCUUCAUUUUAUUUUACAGCUGCUACAAUAUAUUAAUAACCAUAUUUCCGUUGAUCGUAGGUAAGGUCUCUAGAUACAGUACUCUUUUAAUGAUUUGUCUACCAAUCUCUUUGGCUGUUUCAGUCGGUGUGACUGUAACGCUCCUUGUGCUCGGAAAACGAAUUAGGAUAAACGUCAUUAACGAUCAUAAGCGGAUCAAGGUACGGCACUCUUCUAGCUUUCGUGGACGACACAGGUGCCUUACAAUCAGACUUCUGUCCACCAUUCCGGCAAAGAAUGUUAGCGUUAAGGUUCUGACUUCAGAUGGCCAUCAUCCUGCCAUGCAGAAGGACACUGCUGUUCUCCUGGAUCCUACUGCAAUCCAGAACUAUACCCUUCAUACUCCUCUCUCUAAAUCUAUGGUGAUGAUAUUGGCGUUCUAUUUUGACAUUCAUACAGUCGCUAGCUUUGUUUUACCAAAUGACUACACGUUCACAACCGAUGAUAUCAAUAGCUUGGUGUACCUCAUAAAGGAUAGCAAGUCCACCAGGCGUCUGCCAGAAGAGCGCGUCAAGGAAAGACCAGGAGCACAUCCCAAUUCUAUUGUUUCUUUACCACAGCUGCAUAGCGACGCGAACAAUCUAAUCGGCUCCCCGCCCCUUACCAGCUCUAUUGUGGAUUCAUCAAAUAUUGAGCGGCCACGUUCAGCCAGUGCUACCCACCGACAUACCACUUUCCUACACCACGCCUUUUCAAUUCCCGACACUAGCCUCACCAUGAAUAGAGAGGCACUGGCGGUUGAGCACUUGGUGAGCUGCUCGACAGAUGCACCAGCGCCCUGUUACAAGUCAUCGAAUGACGCUCUCACUUAUCCAUCUAAUAGCUCGUCCGAAGACUCGCCCAAUUUGUAUGGCAUAUCAGCUACACAAGGCGCUAACUGCCCGUUGCCAACUGGACAUACAUCCAAGGCUUCGACCACCCCUAAAACGGGCUGUGAGACACCAAAAGAGCUUCCCCUUACGCCAAAUCAAAAGAUUUUUAGGGAUUUUCUGGGCACAUUAGACCCUCAGAAAAUCUUCACAUAUGUUGUACAAGCAGAGAACCUUCUAGAGGAUUUCAGACUUUUCUAUGAGAAUAUAUAUGCAUCGCUGUUUCUUUCUUAUUGCGCUGCGUCGCAAACUUUAGAGUCUAUGACGUUACUGGACAUUGAGGAAUGCCUGCCUAUCCCUCUUCUUUUACGCUAUCUGCGUGCAUGGAAGACGCCUAGUGACGCAUAUAACAGUAUUAUAUACUACAUUGAUCAGUUAAAGAGCGUAGACGACUUGAAGCGGGAAUACCAAGCAGCGCGAGCCACCCGUCGAGAACUUGAACAUGCAUCCACUGCCCCUAAUGCAACGCGCAGCCUUACUCUCAAGCCCAUUUUCGUGGAAGCAAGGAAAAUACCAUCUUUCACUUGUAGCAACUCGUGCACAAACUGCCCUCGGUGUAGGGUACACGCAGUCUGCAACCACUGUCAUGCAAAAAUAGCAAUCCUUCUAAAAUCCACAUUUAACUUUGUUAUGGGGAGAAUGAAGACAGAUAAACCGCCAUCUAGAGGCUUCAAUUGUCCAGAUUGCAAUCGGCCAUGUUCGCUCAAGAUUGUAGAGUCACUCUCAAAGAAACAGAAUAGGAAGAUCCCCGGCACAACUCUGCACACCACAUCUGUCAAGCCAAGGAUACCUCAAAAUUACACAACAUUUCUAAACAAAUUGACCCCUCUUGGGCGGCGCAUUCAAACACCCACAGCCUACUCCAGAAAAAAGCUACCAGCCGUGGACUUCUUAAGCUUUGAGACUGUAUCAGAGCAAACAGACGCAAACCUACCUCACUCUCGCCAGCAUUCAAAGCGCUUGUCGCGGGAUGUUGUGCAGUUAUUACUAAAGGCAUUUAUAAAUGACAUGGAAAACAGCAUAAACGAAGAGACCCCCAUGAUAUGCGAGUGGGCCACACAAAAGUAUGCGUCCACUAAUGCUACUGAUCAGGCCAGUCUCGAUGCAAAGCAGCGGCCAAACUCAAACACAGACUCUAAGAUGUUUUCCCGAGAUCAAAAUAUUGGACUUCUGCACAAGAGUUACUCCGUCAUCUCUCCUCAGAACUUCAAUGGAUCAAUCUACUUUUUAUCGCCCGAGAUAUUUGCAGAUGUCACCAUAUCCGAGGAAUCGAAAUCUUUCCUCUAUAACUGUAGAAAGCAGAAUUAUCUCUUUACGAUCUUCCUCCCAACAAUUACAAGCACAUCAAGCACAACAGGCAACAUCCAUCGUUUAAGUUUUGCCUAUGACAGAGCGGCAAGCCUCACUAGCCCCCUGAGAAUUCUACGGAUGAAGGUGCUAAUCCACCUGGCUCGGAUGCUUUUCCCUGUCCAUCUGUAUGUGGAUAGUAUUUACCCAAUCCAGCUUGUCCCAUGCUACAAGUUUUAUACACUUGGAAGAAGCUAUAUAGAAAAUGCCACAAACCGUGUUUCUAUGAUCUAUAGUCCUGAAUUUUUAUUAAAAAGACAAAAGGACUCGGAGGUCCGUGUAAUUAGUAAGAACACGAGCCUGAAGAAAAGCAUACAAGCAAUGUAUCAUCAAGAGCCUCUCUACCUAUAUUGUCUUGCUCAGAAUGCUCUAACUAUAAAGACACAAGACAAAAUGGAUAGCUCUAUUCUGCAGUUUGUUAACGUAGAGUAUUUAUUUAUGCAGGCUGCAUUUACUGGUAUCAGUAGCUCCUAUCUAUCGUUCUUCUAUCGCUUGUACUAUACCAAUAACGUCUCCUUUUUCACCCACUUGCUAUCUCUCUCGAAACACUCCAGCGACGCCGAUUUUCCAGUGGAUCUGACAACGAAACUGGACAAGCACGGAUCCAGCCUUUCUACUAUUCCUGGGUCCAUAGCUAUCAAUGGACUAUCAAUAGCUUUGAACUGCCACACCUUAUCAGAUCAAACGGCGGAUGCCUACGCAGUGAUUGAUAGGUUGCUAGGUGGAAUGUAUUCGGUUCAAAUACCGAUCUAUACUUGGCUGGAAAUGGCAAAGAUACGCCUCUCUACAUGCACUGUUUAUUUGGAGCUUUUGCGCGGACUUAACUCUGACAUAUUUUCAAGAUACGAGAGUGUGCCUGCAAUCACCAGCAGCCACUCUGUCCCCAUGGAAAUGUCAAGCAUACCAAGCAUACCAUCGGGUUUGGAACUGGAUGCUGAUGAGAAACGGACUCCAUUGGUAUUUGAACACGGCAUUACAAACGCAGAAAGGCAGGACAAAACGCGUCUCAGACACGGGCACUCCUUUAAUGUGUCUACACUUGAAGAUUACCACCGUCUGCAUGAUGCCAUUGCCGAGCUGCUCUCUGUAUGCCAAACCCUCCUGGAUAAACAAGUGAGUGAGCUAGGAUUUCCUAAUGAAUCACAUGAGGUCCAGAUGACAAGAAUAUUAGAUGGUUGUAAGAGCUUUUUUAGGCAUUACUAUGUGUUCUCCACGCAGCACUUGCUUCACGUUGUCUUUGAUCUUCCUGGUAUAGUGAAGUACGCUCCUCGCAACACUCGUAGUAAGCCUAUUUAUCGUUAUCGCAACGGUAUCCCAGAGCUCAUUACUCACUCACGAAAGUAUUCUAAUCAUCCGACUGAUACCCUAGAUGCAGCAAGCGCUGAUACUGAAGAACUUGGGAGCGAGUCUAGCAGCGACUAUCUGGAAUCUCCCCCCUUGCGUCUGGAGCCUGACAUUGAGGACAGUGGGUCCGAUGUCCAGGACAAUUCUACUGCCUUUGUGGCACACUCCCCGGCGCUAGCAUUGGAUGGCUUCAACAAGUUAUUUAUUCCGCAGCUCCCUCACAUGGCGACCUCCUCCCACCCAAAAGCCUUAGUGAUUUCCAAAAAGCAGAUUGCGGCUAAUUUAUUUGCUAUUUAUGAGCAUGUGAUCCUAGAGAAUGAUAUGUUGGAGACUAUAUUAUUAAAUAAUAUUACCAUCAACGGACUGCCAUCAAUUGACAUCAAUGGCAUGCCCUUUUCUCUUCUAUCUCUUUUGGGAAAGACCCCAUCUCGGUGUGUCGAUGGUUCCCCGACAAAAGACUCGAGCGAUACCCCGCACGGGUGUACCCCUACCACGUCCAUAGACGUAGCCAAAUUGCAAGAUUUACUGAGCUCACAUGCACAAGCACUAGCAAAAGAGAAAUACAUUGAUAAGCUCAUGCAGCAUUUUAGCUCUCGAUCUCUCUAUGACAAGGUGGGCUCUGAUCAUUACUCGCAAAUCUCCGCGCCUCGUCUGCGUCAAAUUAUUCUCUCUCUUAUUACAGAUAAUGCAAGCGACUACCAGAGUAGUGCUUCGGGUUACGGUAACAUGUCCUUGGAUAAUGCCCCGCCCUCGUCGAGCGUCUUGGAUUCCGAGCCAUGUGCUGGUGCGGCUCCGGCCCUCCCCAAUGUAUCGGCAACAUUUAGCGCAACGUUUAGCACCAGUGCCAGCACAACCUAUUCUCACGUAACAGAGGCCCAAAACACGUUUACUGAGCCCCUAGUUUCUGCUAAAGACUUCGCAUUCUUGGGGCCAACAAUGGCGAGUAAUGUAGAUCGGUUUGGCAUAAAGAGGAAAGCAGGCUACAAGUCCUCCAAGCUUUCAAGUUGGAAGUUCUCGCUUUCCUCAUUAAACUCAUCAAAGCUACUUCGUAGGUUUAUCAGCAAAGGAAGCAAGAGCUCAUCGCUGUCUCUUUUGGAACCGGAAAAAAUCAAGCUCUUCUUAAAAGCAGGUUCCGCAUAUGUCCCAUUUGAUUUUCCUCUUUCAGGCGGCUCAGUGUCAUCUUCACUUGCAAGCGAUCCUGUUAGCACGCAGCAGCUACUCCUUGCGAUGAUUGUGAUGCUCAAUUUACUUCACCUGUACUCCUCUUCUAACGUGCUCACAACUUAUGAAUAUCGUGGCCGGCAGCUUCUAACUCUUCAGCAAAAUCGCUUCAUUGUGGACUCGACUGGAGAGUAUUAUCCGGCAGCCUAUAGACAAGAGCUAGAGCAAUCCUAUACCCUUAACUUUAAUACUCAAAAUCCAGACGACGCUGUCAAGAAGUUUAUCUAUUGCUUUGAUGAAUCCUUCACGGGACUGUUCCCAAUCAAAAGCCCGAUCCUGUGCAAGCGCUACCUUAACACAGACUUUGAUCUGACGAUACCUAUUGAUGGUAUGAAGUAUAUCCACGUGUCAGAUUCCCCCAGUAACCUUCUAGCACCUACAUCGCGCUCUAAGUGGCUUGAGAACUUAAAGCAGCCAGAUUUCAAUACACCAAUCAACGUUUAUGAAUGUAUAGAAGCACAAGUAUCAAUGAACAUGGGAUUCUCGCUGAUUAGAUAUAGACUGAGGUUUAGGAACUUGCUACUAUAUAAUAGUAUUGUCUUCGACACUCUUAUUCAGUUGCGGAAUAUAAUUAGGGUAGAUAGCACCUUGAGAGCAAAGAUACAUGCCUAUAAGAUGCUCCCUCGCUUAGGAAUGUUCUCUAACCACUCUGAUGUCCUGCUAAAGAGCUUCUUUGAGAAAAUAAUAAAUAUCCAGGACUCCAUUCUUACAUCAGAUCCAUCUGCACUCCACAUACCUCAUGGUGGGGCCACCAUGAAGGCCUCAAUUGCUGACACGAGAAACAGCGCGCCCACACCCAUGCUAAUCCAUCACUGUAAGCGCCUCCACGAGUGCCUAGAUGUACUGUGCAGAUAUGAGCACAUCCUUCAGAGUCUUUGGACCAUGAGACUUACGCUGUUGCGCCACAGCUAUGCAGAAGAGGACUUUCUUCUUCUGCUACAAAACGAGUGUCUCAGAGCCCUCUCCACAAGCUAUGGGAUUCCCAGUGAGUACUUCUUUGCGCUCUUUUCUAAUAUUAUGAACUUGGACCCCGAGACGAAGCAGUGCUACAUGUCCUCGUCCAUAGAGCAUGCGUUCCCGAAACAUUAUGCACUAUUGUACCAAUUACGAUCCAGUAACCAAGAUGAUAGGGAGGUUACUCUAUCGUAUCCACUAUUGGAUGAAAGCACAUAUGCCCGACAGCAAAACGUUAUUCGUUACUUUUCGGCGAUGGAGUAUGACGCAAAGAGAAUCGAGACGGCAAACAGAAAGUUCUUUAUCACGAUAGCAGAGCUGUUCGCAUUAGGAAAAGAUCCGCUCGGGCAGAUAGAACAUAUCUUGGCAGCGUCACCCAGGGCCGCAGGAGCUUACAUUCUCGGACCAACUUUUGAUACCUUACAAUUAUUUAAAGGAACUAUUGGGGUUGAUGCGGCUUUUCCUCACUCCAAUAUCUCAAUUGCAACAAAAGACCCUCUAGACAAAGCCGAGGAACCCAAGGAUUUCGAUGAUCUUGCAUAUUCUAGCUCAGUCUUAACAGAUGACCCAACCAAUAGCCUGUGUCCUUCGUCAGAGACGACCUUAUCAAUGACGCAAAAUUCUCAUCCUCCAUUGGCCAAAACAACCGCCAAAGACGUGCAGCAUUCUGAUUUUCAGAGUAUCUUUCGCAAAGACAACUCCACAAUAUCAAAUGUUAAGGAUGACUCGUUCAAUCGGAACAAACGUAGCUGUGGAAAACCAGAUCUUAAUUCAGGAGCCUGUGCGCGCAUACAUACGCAACAUUGGCGGAUUGUAGCUUGUCUCUAUACAAACAGCUCACUGAUCCUGAUAACGCUCUUUUACAUUUUCCUUGUGUGCUACCUUCUCUUUAUCUACUCAUACUCCCUAACAAACCACGUAAUAGCUAAGAGCUUGCUUCAGCAAGGCGGGCAUAUCUCAGGCAUGAUGGCGGCCCUCUCAGACUUGCAGACUGAGAUAAACAUGAAUGUGGCCCUCCAGCAAACCAAGAAUAAUCCCUUUGAGAUUCUUUCCAGCUAUGCCGAACGGUUUAAUGAAAUUGCAAACAAUGCUUAUUCUGCCCACGUAAUCACGGCUGCCAUGUACAAUGGUUUAUCUAUUAACGAUGUUGUUCAAAGGGAGCUGGAGCUCUCUGCCUUCUGGCCACCCCCGAUGUUAUACUAUUCUGGAGAGCAGAUAAUGAACGUAGAAGACUUGAAUGUUAAUAGUGGUCAUCAAAAUAUCACUUGCACAGUUACAAUGGGUACCCUUUCCGACCAGUCUAUUGCCACCUUGACGAACUCCAGGGACAAGUGGCCAGCGAACUUAAGCUAUUUGAAAUCGAAAUUAUUGCCACUUAAAAAUCUAAAGUACCUUUUAAACUUUAAAGUUUGGACGCAGACAAGGGAUUUUCUACAAUUGCAACAAUCAGAUAUAAAAGAGUACCUCGACACUUACAAUGAGUUUAGCAUAGGACUAUAUGAUGGGAGCUUCCGUAAUUUUAUCACUAACUACCCUGUUACAAUCCCAAUUACCUCAUCUUAUUCGAUUGAGCAACCAGAUGGCACACUAAAAGACCAACUCAAUUCUCACAGUACUAAUUAUUUUGAAACUACUGAUAUACUCGUCAAUAGGGUAGUGUGCAUAGCUGCCUCUAUGAUAUAUAUUUCUCAGCAAGCCUCUAGCUUUAAUCCUCAAUACAUAUCCUCCAAAGAGUCCUCAAUGUUGACUCUUUAUAGGCCAAUGGCCAGCCUGAUGUUGGAAACAGAUUUCUUACAAACAACUUACCAGAGCAUGUAUGUUAAUCUUCAAGAGAUUAUGAUAAACACGUGGGCAAUGUACUCUAGAUACACGCUUAACAGGCUGGUUCUUCUUGCAUUUACAUUUCUGGCAGUUGGACUUUUUAUUCCCCUCUAUUACUUAAGCUUUCAGAGAGUGCAGCGAAGGCUUUUGAAGGCAAAGCUUGACCGCGCCUGCACCCUUGCCAACAUCCUCUCCUUACCAAAAGCUAUAUUAGAGAGCCUAAUGGACAAUUAUGCUCAAGCCUCGAUGAUCCCCUUCAAGCAAUUCUUGUGGGGGAAUAAGGGGUAUUCGGCAACAGACAUAGACUUGCCCAGAGAAUACUACUCCGACAUAUACUCAUAUACUCAGAGCAAAUCAGUGUACAAUCAGACACACUUUAACUUGGCGGAGCUCACCAUACAUUCCUCCAAAGUCAUUGAAAAUAACGUGAAAAUCAAGCAACACAACGACCCCGACUGCAGCUUAAAAUUUUAUUCGCACACAGACGAGAUCUCCCUUAUUCUUCGCCUUGUUGCUAUCUACGACAAUUUAAGCAAUAGCAAGAUGCACAUCUUAUUAUAUACCUUUGCCUGUAUGGUGUUCUUUUUCUUUUUCAUCGUUAACAUGACAUUUCCACUUCAUUUUCGGAGUCCCUUUGUCUCCUCUGGGCUAGACAUCAACAGCUACUACGGACACUGGGGUAACAUCUCUCACUUAGCUUUCCAGCUUCCUGUCAAUGGCUGGGACUCUGCAACGAUAUAUACGGAGCAACUAGCGCAGCGGCAACUAUAUAACAUUAGCCAAAUCACAAAGUAUUGGGCAGCAGUCCAGUCAACCCCGUCUUCUUUUAUCGUCGAUGGCAGCGACCUAGUGGCAUACAUGACUGGAAUUCGCGCCACCGAAUUUGCUUCCGACAAACUUUAUUCCCCAUUCUACAUUAACAAGUACAUGGAUGAGCUUGUGCAGACACCGUUUCUAUAUGCUUUUGACUACAUUAAGGAUCAUACUAAACUGGUUGUGUCGCUUCUGCAAUGGUUAGAUGAUGUCAGCUUUAUAAGCUCCGCAUCCUAUGGCGCCUCGAGAUGCUUGGAAUGUACCACAAUAUACUACCUCUUGCAGUAUGUUCUAAAAGUCUCUCCUGUGUCGCUAAUAUACCAGAUAGAACUAUUAUCCCAUCUUUCUAGCGUCAGCACAGAGGAUCUUAUAAAAGCUGACUAUUAUCUGGAUUUCUUCACGGUACACAAACGCUUUUUAGACGUGUUUUCAAAUAUUCAUGAUAAGCUGUGGCAGGGACUUGCCUCUUCUGCAGACGUAUCCACCAUUUCUGCAUUUAUGCAGCGCUAUAAGUACUUUGCCAACUAUAAUACCACAGGGGCUGCCAAUUACGAUGAAAGCGCAGCUAUUGCCCUGGUGAACAGUGUGCCGCCUAAUACUGCCCUACCGAGCAUGAUCAGCAAGCAUGGAAACCUUGUGCGCAAAUUACUCGAACGUCUCUAUGGAGGGUCUAUUAUUUUUGAUGCUAUCAUCUUCUUGCUAUUCUUGAUCUCCUUGACUGCAUACUUAAUAGUAGGCUGUGUAUUUGUAUACAAGAGCGUUCUGUUGACGGUUAGAAUGUAUACGAAAAUCUCUGCUGUCACACGGUGCGCGUGUAGUAUCAAAUACCUUGUUUCUUGCUUUCUGCCCCUUGACUUAAUGUUUUUGGUUCCGGCUCUGUUAGUCGUGGCCCUUAUUAUGUCGCUGCCGAUCAUUUAUGACGCAAGCACAACCAUGGUAGCAAUACUUGGCAACUACAUAAACUAUCCUCUAUCUGCUGAGGCCAUUUUGCGUGAAAAUGCCGCAUUUUCUCAUCAGCUGACUCCUUUGUCAUAUACAAAGUUCUCCACGAUGCAGACUAUCACAAACUACCUUGCUCUUCUAAUCUUCUUGUUGUCCUCGCUGUCUCACCACGUAAUUCUUCGUAGCAGAACGGUUAUUGAUACCGUAGGCUACAUCAGGUAUACCAAGGGACAAGAGCAAGAGCUGUUCAACGCAGAGAAGAAUCCAUUUGUGCUUUCUAUUAAGGAAAAGGUUACUAUCUGCAGGCCUGCGAACAACUCGGCUAUGGAUCAUGACAAAAAUGAUGAUAGUAACGACAGUAACGCUUACUUUAAUUUGUAUGAUGAUUAUAUACCUACAGCUGAUAGUCUAGCAUGCGAUGAUGCUAAAAGCAUUGGGAAGGCUGGCGCCCAUAAGCCAAAUAAGGACCCUUUCCUGCGAGAAGAGUGCGAAACAACUGCUACUUAUGACCUACCCGUUUUUCUUCCACCGUUGUUCAUACCUAAACAGAAGUUGGAAUAUGUUGAGGUCUUCUUGCGCUACGCUCUGAUCUGCUUGCUUAUCUGUUCAAUACACUUACUUCUUUCUGCAUCUCGUUUGGCAGACUACAAUCCAAGGAACAUCCCAAUUGCGUUUCUUGAUCAAUUAAUACAUAAUUAUAAUGUGCUACGGGGGCAACUCUCACAGAUGUAUGCAUAUCCGCCGACAAAGUACAGAGAGUCCCAUCUGAUCGUCACUACCUUUAGAUGCUUUAGACAACUGAUCACCUUUCUCUUGGCCAACAAGUACACGCAAAGGACCCUAUCCAUCCCCAUUCAAAGCAUGCGCGUCUUCAAAAAUAUAGGCAUAGACAACGCCUUCUACCAGUAUGGCCAACACAUUAAAGACUUUCUCCAGUCAAACAUAUAUGGCUAUACCAAUAAAGUGAUGGACUUCUCAGGAUCAAGUGUGGAAUAUGACCCCGUAAUGCCGACCACGUGGAUGAGUGGGAGCAAGUAUUAUAACAUGUGGUCCAACCUUCCACCUAACAACAGGUCACGACUGUUUGUGUCAACCAAGAUUCCUAACUAUCACAAAGACGGGUUUGCUGACAACAGUGUCCUUUUUCCGCUCUACCAAAAGCUUCUUCUUUUUGAGUAUGCAUACUAUCAGCCGAACUUCGCCAAUAUUCAGAAGGACCUGGAUAACUUGUUAACGCGCUCGGCUACUGGUACGUAUGGAUAUAACUUUCCUAAUUUUCUCCCUGAGCACAAGAAGAUCAUAUUCUUUGACAUACUGAGGAACCAGAUGUGGACGGAGAGCCUCUAUUGUAACCAUUACCUUAGAAUGGCCGGCAUACUUCUACACUCUAUUUCAAUCCUCCGAGCGCUCACAGAGCUGUCGGUUCUUUUAAUUAUCAUUCUAGUUGUUGCAAUUAUUCAUAUAACGGCAUACAAGCUUCUGUUACUGUUUUACAAUAAGAAGUUGACUCUAUAUGAGGUUUUUACGGUCCUGUUGUUGAAGCGGAUUCGUGGCCUCGUGAAUUAG